AUGAAGUGCAUCGCAGCUGUAGUCAUGGUGGCUCUGGCCGUCGUCGCUGAGUGCGGCCUCAUUCCGGCUCCGGUGGUCUACUCUGCUCCCCAGACGACUGUCGUCCAGCAGAAUGUGGCUCCGAAGUACGUGGUUCCGGCCCCUCUCGCGUACGCCGCUCCCGCUUACUCCUAUGCCGCUCCGUCCUACUCCUAUGCUGCUCAAACCGUCUCCCAUGCCGUCCCAGCCGUCUCGUAUGCCCGUGUCGCCUCAGUAGCUCCAGUCGCCUACUCCGCGCCAUCGUUCUACGCUGAUUCGGAUGUGGUGGAAGCUGCUCCAGUGGCCGUAGCUCCUGCUGCCACCGUCGUCGCUCAGCCCGCCGUGGCUGUUGUCGCCCAGAAGGAGGCUCGCUAUGUCGCUGCCAACCGUGGCGCCGUCCACGAGGCUCCUCUGGCCGGACAUGCCGUCAACCAGCAGUCCCUGAACCUUGAAUUCUUCAUUGCAAUCAUGGCUGUGGCGUUCGUCGCUGCCUCGGAGGCGUCCUACCUGCCAUACGAUGAUGUCCUGUCCUACCAGCACAGCUACGGCUAUGGACUUCCGGUGUCGAAGGUGGUCUAUGGCUCGUCGUACGGUCUCCCAGCAGCGUUGGACAAGUACUCCUACCCAUCAUCGUUGUACGGUUCCUAUCCGGCCGUGAAGAAAGUGGUCGAAUACCCGUCGGUUGCUCCAGUGCUGGCCACCAAGGUCGUUGAUAACAGCUACGAUCUGGGAUACAACAAGCUGGUCGCUCCAGUGCUGAACAGCGGAUACGGUCUGGGAUACAACAAGCUGGUCAGCGGAUACGGUCUGGGAUACAACAAGCUGGUCGCUCCAGUGCUGAGCAGCGGAUACGGUCUGGGAUACAACAAGCUGGUCAGCGGAUACGGUCUGGGAUACAACAAGCUGGUCGCUCCCGUCGUCGCCACCAAAGUCGUCGAUAAUGGACUGUGGAACUAUGGAGGAUACGGUCUGGGAUACAACAAAAGAAUAGAAGAACCGACGUAUAUAAACCCGGCCCAGUCCGAACUUCGAUCACAAUUCAAUCGAUCUUCACACAGUUUGGACGGCAGCAUCCACAAAACAAGCCCAGCAAUCAUGAAGUGCAUCGCAGCUGUAGUCAUGAUGACUCUGGCCAUCGCGGCGGAGGCUAACGUUAUUGCCCUUCGCACUCCGGUAGUUUACACCGGUGCCGAGAAAACAGUCGUCCAGCAGAACGUAGCUCCGAAAUACUACACGUCCAGCGUGGCUUACAAUGCCCCCGUAGUGACCGCGUACACCGUCCCAGAAACUUACGUCCAACAGAAGUACUAUUCGGGCCCGGCUGUGACAUACGCUGCUGCGCCUGCCGUCACCACCUACUCCGUCCCGAAGGCGACCUACGUGGCGUCGAACGUUGCCCCGGCUGUCGCCUACUCGACCCCAGUUGUCACUGCCUACACGGUGCCGGAAAAGACCGUUGUGCAGCAGAACGUUGCCCCGAAGUACGUUAGCUACACGGCCCCGGCCGUGUCUUACGUUGCUCCGGCUGUCUCCUACUCCGCUCCGGCCGUCACCUACACCGCCACCGCUCCGGUGACCAAGUAUGAAUCGGUCGCACCCGUCGCUUACCCGGCACCGAUCGCUUACUCAUCCGACUCGGACGUAGUGGAGGCUGCCCCGGUUGCUGCCGUUGCCCCCGAGGAGACCGUCGUCGUUGCCCAGCCCGCGGUUGCUGCCGUCGUUGCCCAGAAGGAAGCUCGCUAUGUCGCUGCUAACCCCGGUGCCGUGCACGAAGCUCCGCUUGCCGGACACACCGUCAACCAGCAGUCGCUGAACGUGCAGCCUGCCCCGGGAACGCAGUAAGGAGUUGUCAACCGUACUAUGAAAACGAUACUCUUUUUCGAACACACACACAGAUACAAAAUUAACGACCCUUCGAGCCAUUGACAAGUUUCUUCUUGUUGGAUCUAUGCUGAAAUAAAUCUUGCAAAAUGUCACAAUGAA
This is a messenger RNA of Anopheles gambiae (African malaria mosquito), 2001 nucleotides long. RefSeq lists its product as uncharacterized. The transcript is spliced from 5 exons. The coding region runs from base 1 to 1860 and encodes 619 amino acids. The record is from RefSeq and is a predicted model, not a curated record. NCBI's taxonomy places the organism in Eukaryota, Metazoa, Arthropoda, Insecta, Diptera, Culicidae.